Molecule: messenger RNA, 1879 nt
Organism: Ziziphus jujuba (common jujube)
Lineage: Eukaryota; Viridiplantae; Streptophyta; Magnoliopsida; Rosales; Rhamnaceae
Product: wall-associated receptor kinase-like 1
Exons: 1
Coding region: 838-1752 (304 amino acids)
Biological process (GO): cell surface receptor signaling pathway; protein phosphorylation
Cellular component (GO): plasma membrane
Molecular function (GO): protein serine/threonine kinase activity; ATP binding
Source: RefSeq, a predicted model, not a curated record
AGCAUGUUAGAACUUUAGGUUCUUUUAUUGGCUAGCAGAUUUGAUGUUCAAGGAGAGAUUAAUAAGCAAAAAAGACCCCAUUAGAAAAAUAAGACAAGAAAUUAAUUAGAUAAAUAAGACAGUAUUAAUUAAUAAAUAUCUCUCCCGAAGUGAGUGGUGAUGGCAAAGAGUUGAGUAAGCAACAUAUAUGCAUCGAUGCAUAGUCAAUUUUGAUGUGCUUUUUAUUGUACAAAUAAAUAAGAAAAGUUAUACAGUAAAACUAGUAUUUUCUCAACUAUAAAAUUCUCCACCUUCAAUGUCAAAAUACAUAUUCGUAGAAGAUGCCCAACAAAUGGAAUUGGAAAUUAUAAUUCUUGAGUUACAAAUCAAAAUUUAAAUACAAGACCUGUAGCACAACUUCUGAUGAAAUCUAAAGGAAGUAGGCCAAGAAUUAUUGGUUACUUUUACCACGUCACUUAUUUUCUAUGCUGAUCAGUGCCAUCUAAUUGUGAUUUUUUUUUUUCCUUAAAUUAUUUUGAUAAGAGAAAAACUAGCUCGACGAUUGAUUGCGUACUUGAGUUUUGUAUAGGUUUCGGUAGUGGUCUUGGAGCAUUGUUUCCACUUAUUGGCUCGUGGUAUUUAUAAAAUUUCAUAAACGAAACAAAAGCCAUUAAACGUAGAAAGCAGUUCUUCAAACGAAAUGGUGGUCUAUUGUUACAACAACAAAUAUCUUCAGAGGAAGUGAAUUUCGAAGCAAAAACCAAGUUGUUCAAUUCAAAAGACUUGCAGAAGGUCACUGAAAACUUCAACCUAGACCGAGUUCUAGGUCAGGGAGGCCAAGGUACUGUUUACAAAGGAAUGUUGACAGAUGGUAAAAUUGUUGCUGUGAAGAAGUCUAAAAUAGUUGAUGAAGAGAAACUCACAGAAUUCAUUAAUGACGUUAACAUUCUUUCCCAGAUUAACCAUAGGAAUGUGGUUAAACUACUUGGAUGCUGUUUAGAGACCCAAGUUCCACAUCUUGUUUAUGAAUUCAUACCAAAUGGUACACUUUCCGAGUAUAUUCAUGAUCAAAAUGAGGAAUUUCUUUUUACAUGGGAAAUGCGCUUACGAAUUGCAACAGAAAUUGCGGGAGCUCUUUCCUAUUUACACUCUGCAACUCCCAUUCCCAUUUACCACCGAGACAUCAAAUCAUCAAACAUACUCUUAGAUGAAAAGUUCAGAGCAAAACUAGCAGAUUUUGGAACUUCAAAAUCAGUAGCCAUUGACCAAACACAUGUUGCUACAAUGGUAGAUGGUACAUUUGGCUAUUUGGACCCUGAGUAUUUCCAAACAAGCCAAUAUACGGAUAAGAGUGAUGUUUAUAGCUUUGGUGUGGUGAUUGUUGAGCUCUUGACAGGACAAAAACCGACUUGUUUAAAGAGGUCAAAAGAAGGACGAAGUCUAGCAACUUAUUUCAUCAUGUGCAUGGAGGAGAAUCGCUUAUUUGAUAUAAUUGAUCCUCAAAUCCUCAAGGAGGGAAAAAAUGAACAGAUGUUGGAAGUUGCUAACCUCGCAAAAAGAUGCUUGAAUUUGAAUGGAAGAUACCGACCUAUAAUGAAAGAAGUGGCAACGGAGUUGGAGGCCAUUCAGAAGUCAAUCAAAACUGUUUCUGAUCAACAGAAUUUUGAAGAAGUUGAAUCUGUGAGGACUGAAAUAGCAGAGGCUUGGAACGUUUCCAACACAAUUGGUUCAAACCCGUCUACAUCCAUUGAUAUUGCUUCAUUGUUCGACUAAUCGUCACUGUUGUCAAAAUAAAAUUACCUUUUUACUCUUCUUCGUUGUUCAUUUUCAUUCUCCGUUUAGAAAAUGGAUUUUUAUUAUUGUGACUUUUACUAGAGAUAUGUUUAACGAGUUGUUUUAG